Messenger RNA from Symphalangus syndactylus (siamang), 11636 nucleotides. RefSeq names its product mucin-2-like. The record is from RefSeq and is a predicted model, not a curated record. Lineage: Eukaryota; Metazoa; Chordata; Mammalia; Primates; Hylobatidae.
UUAUCACCAUCACCACCAUCAUCACCAUCAUCACCGUUAUCACCAUUACCAUCACCGUCACCACCAUCACUACUCUCAUAAUCGCCAUCACCACCAUCAUGACUAUCAUCACCAUCAUCACCACUGCCACCACCACCACCACUGUCAUCACCACCAUUAUCGCUAUUAUCACCACCGUUACCACCACCACUGCCAUCACCACCAUCAUUACUAUCAUCACCACCACCACCAUCAUCGCCAUUAUCACCAUUACCAUCACCAUCACCACCAUCACUACUAUCAUAAUCAGUAUCACCGCCAUCACUGCCAUUAUCACCAUUGCCACCACUAUCACUGCCAUCAUUACUAUCACCAUCAUCACCACCACCACCAUCACUGACAUCAUUACUAUCAUCACCAUCAUCACCACCACCACCAUCACUGACAUAAUCACCAUUACUACCACCACCACCACCACCACCACCAUCACCAUCACCACCGCUAUCAUUGUCAUCAUCAUCAUCAUCACUGCCACCACAACUAACAUCAUCACCACCAUCACCACCACCACCACUGUCAUCAACACCAUUAUCACUAUUAUCACCACCGUUACCACCACCACUGCUGUCACCACCAUCAUUACUAUCAUCAUCACCAUCACCACCAUCAUCACCAUCACUGCCAUUAUCACCAUUACCAUUGCCAUCACCACCAUCACUACUCUCAUAAUCGCCAUCACUGCCAUCAUCACCAUUGCCACCACUAUCACCGCCAUCACCACCAUCAUUACUAUCAUAAUCACCAUCACUGCCAUUACUGCCAUCGUUAUCACCAUUGCCACCACUAUCACCACCAUCAUGACUAUCAUCACCAUCACCACCACCACCACCAUCACUGACAUAUAAUCACCAUUACCACCACCACCAUUAUCACUAUCAUCAUCAUCUCCAUCAUUACCACCACCAUCAUCACCACCAUCACCACCACUACCACUACCACCAUGGCCAUCACCAUCACCACUUCCUGAGUGCUUACCAUGGGCCAAGCAUUGUGCUGGGUAUGUGAUAUCUAUCACCCACGUGAUUUUUACAAUCAUCCAUUGGGGAUAUGGAUACUCUUCUCCCCAUUUCAGAGGUGAAACAUCUGAGGCACAGAGAAACUAUUUGCCUUGGGUCCCACAGCUAGUGGUGGCAGAUCUGAUUCCAAUUCAAGUCUGCCUGACACUCAAGCCUGUGUUCUGACUGCCCUGCCUUGUGGACCCUCCUUGUUCCCCUCAGGCUGGUUUCCUUUGCUUUUUGUGACUGUACAUUUUAGCUGUUCAUGAGGCUGAGUUCUGUCCGUUGAUGUUCUAUGGUUUGGAGAAGUCUUUAGCUUCUCUAAGCCCGGGUUUCCUAUUCCAUAAAAGAGGGAGAGGAAAACCCACCUCAUGGUGGUGUCUGAGGAUUAAAAAAGUUAUGCUCAUCAGAACCUAACACAGUGCCUGGCGUAGAAUUAAUACUUAAAUAUUGGUUUUAGAAUUAUAAUGAUUGUAUAUUACAUCAAAAUUACUAUCCACUCUGUAAUUUUUUCCAUAAAUGUAUAUUGGAAACCUUCCAUGUGUGAGACCCUGUGUUAGGUGCUAGACAUCCAGAACUGAGCAGGACGUGGUCCCCACCUCCUAGGAGCCCAGCCUGCUGGGGAAGACAAAGUGGAAACAGCACAGCACAAUGAAGUCAGGCUCACAGCGGGGUGUGAAGCACUCAUGAAGAAAGGGCCGGCAGGGCCAGGUGAGGGGUGACUGUGAGUGUGGAUGGAGAGGAUGCACAUCCUUAAAUGCACAGCCAAUAAAAAUGAGAGAUCAAAAGUAACUCAGUUAAGCUUAUAAUUCAAAAAAGUUAGAAAAAGGACAAAAAAUAAUACCCUGAAGAAAAGUAGGAGGAAGCCAUUAAUGAACUAAUAGAAUAAUAAUGGGCCACAAAAUAGAAAAAUGGGAUUAGUAAAUAAAAGCUGUUUUCUGGAAAAAGUUAGAUGAACCACUAACAAACAUAGUCAAGGUUAGAAAUCAAGAAAGCAGCCAGGCACAGUGGCUCAUGCCUGUAAUCCCAGCAUUUUGGGAGGCCCAGGCGGGUGGAUUGCCUGAGGUCAGGAAUUCGAGACCAGCCUGGCCAACGUGGUGAAACCCUGUCUCUACUAAAAAUACAAAAAUUAGCCAGAUUGGUGGAGGGUGCCUGUAAUCCCAGCUACUUGGGAGGCUGAGGCAGUAGAAUUGCUUGCACCCAGGAGGUGGAGGUUGCAGUGAGCUGAGGUCGCACCACCGCACUGCACUCCAGCCUGGGCAACAGAGAGAGAGGGGGACUCUGUCUCAAAAAAAAAAAAAAAAACACAACCACAAAACAAACAACAACAACAGCAAAAAACGAACAAACAGCAACAACAAAAAACCCAAGAAAGCCCAAGGAACACAUAACGAGAAAUAACAAGGGAGAAAUAUAAUUUACCAAACUGAUCAAUUUCUAUGGAAGAUAGAAAGUUUCUAAGCUACUCCCACACAAAGCUUGUGGUCUGGAUGGUUCCACAGGGGAAUUUGAACAAACCCUUUAAAGAGCAGGUGCUUCCAAUGCUAAUUAAAGUGUUCCACAGCAAAGAUAAAGAAGAAAAAGUCUAAGUAAUUUUCCUAAAGUGAGAAUAAAAUUUUUUUAAUCUGACAAAUAUUGUACAAAAAUAAAACUACAGACCAGUCUCACUUACAAAUAUCAAUGCAAAAAUUUAAAUAACAGAUUACCAAAUAGGAUCCAAGCAUCAUCUUAAAAUAAUAAUACCCUGUGUUUACUUGGAGUUUAUUCUAGCAAUGCAAGAAUGGUUUAAUAGGAAUAAAUCUAUUUAUAUAAUGCAUCAUAUUAAUAAAUAUAAAGAGAAUUAACACAUGAUUUUUUUUAAUACUGAAAAAGCACUUAACAAAAUUCAGCAUCCAUUCUUGAUAAACAUUCAGCAAAACAGAAAUUGAUACAUUCUUAACGUGACUGUAAUCAUAUUCAAAACUCUUUUUUUCUUAAUGUGGAAACACUGAAGUUAAGAAAAAAGCAAGGAUGCCUACUCUUGCUACUACUAUUUCAUAUUGUAGCAGAAGCAUUAGCCAAUGCAAUCAGACAAGAAAAGAAGUGAGAAGAAUAAAUACUGGAAAGGAGGGGCUAAAAGUAUUACCCUUUUUUAGAUGAUAUAAUUGUAUACUUGGAAAAUCCUAGAGAAUCCAUGAAAAAGUACUACAACCAACAAGAUAAUCCUAUGUAUGCAUGUAUGCAUGUCCAUGUGUAUGUAUGUAUUUAUCUUACAACAGUAAUAUAAUGGGAGAAAAGGCCCCUAUUUAUGAUAACAACAAAAAUAAAAUAGGAAUAAACUUAACGAGAAAUGUGCAAAAUGCAUGUGCAAAAAACUUAACACUCCUGAAGAACAUUUUUUGCACCUCGAUAAACUCCAAAUGGAGCCAAGACUUAAAGUCAGCAAAUAUCUCUUGAAUUAUAAUAAUUCAAAAAACUUGAGCGCUUUCCAUACACCAGGCCCUGUUCAGGCCCUGGUGAUACAACAGUGAACAGAAGAGAUAGAAAUUCUUUCCCCCUUGGAGCUUGCAUUGUAGGUGGGAAACGAAUAAGAAAAUCGUAUUGUAACUUAGAUAAUGAUAUUCUUAUGGCAAAAUAUGCUGCUGGGAGAAGAGUCAGGGUGAGGUUGCAAUGUGAAGAGCAGGGGCCAUGAAAGGCUUUGCUGAGGUGUGAUGUUUAAGCCAUUAUUUUAAGUCAUUUAUUGUUUAACUUUUCAUGUGUUUAUUUUGCAACCUAAACUAGCUCAGAAGCUCCCUGCAUUUUCCAUAGCAUACAGGCCUAUAGUAAGGUUUCAAUACAUUAAUUUUUUUAAAUUAUCAAAUUUUGAAGAUUUGAAUUUUUCUUUUACUGUGCCAGAUUCUCUGUAUUUAAUCUUGGUCUUCUAGGGUCUUUCCAUUCUGCUGCCCACAAAACCUUGCUUUUCUGGAAUGGAAAGCCUCCAAAGCUCUCAUUAUUCAACAUGUGGUCCUUGGACCAACAUCAGCAUCAUGUAAGGACUUAUUAGAAAUACAAAUAUUUGAAUCCCACCCUACGCCUACUGAAUUUUAGGAUCUGCAUUUUAAACAAGAUCUUUGGGUGCUUUGUAGGCAUAUUGUAUUAGUCCAUUUGCAUUGCUCUAAAGGAAUACCCGAGGCUGAGUAAUUUAUAAAGAACAGAGGUUUAUUUGGCUCAUGGUUCUGCAGGCUGUACAUGAAGCAUAGUGUUGGCAUCUGUUUCUAGUGAGGGCUGCAAGAAGCUUACAAUCACAGUGGAAGGUGAAGGGGAGCCAGAGUAUCACAUGGUGAGAGAGGAAACAAGACCGUGAGGAGAAAGUUCCAGGCUCUUUUAAACAACCAUAUCUCAUGUGAACUCACAGAGCAAGAACUCACUCAUUACCAGGAGGUUGUCACCAAGCCAUUCAUGAGGGAUCUGCCCCCAUGACCCAAAUGGAGGAUGGCACCAAGACGUUCAUGAGGGAUCCACCUACCUAUCUAUCCAUCUUCCAUCUGCCCAUCCAUCCAUCCCCACCCACCCACCCACCCACCCAUCCAUCCAUCGACCCGUCUUUUCAGCGAUCUACCCAUUCAACCGGGCAUCCAUCCACCCACCCAUCUAUCCACCCAUCCAUCCACUCAUUCCACCAGGCCCCACCUCCAACAUUGGGGAUUGCAUUUCAACAUGAGAUUUGGAGGGGACAAAUAUCCAAAUUAUACUACAUGUUAAAGUUGAAAAGCAUUUUCCUAGCCCCUGGAUUUGCAAGUUCCCUUCUUGUUCAGCAGAAACCAGGGGCUGGGGGAGAGGGGAAUCACCCUGCUCAUGUUGGUAUCAGCUUCUCACAGAGUCAUCUCUUCUAACUGCCUUUGCAUAGCCUGGAUUCCCAAGGGCCUCCUAGGAAGUACCAGCAAGGUGUGCUGAAAAACUCUAGAACUGUUCUGUCCAAUGCAGCAACUACUAGUUGCAUGUGACUAUUUAAAUACAAUUUCAUUUGUUCAGAUAUACUAGCCACAUUUCAAGUGUUCGAUAGCCACAUGGGGCUACUGGCUGCCAUAUUGGAUAGUACAGGUAUAGAGCAUUCUUGUCCUCACAGAAAGUUCUAUUGGAUAGCACUGAUGUAGACUAUACCAGGCCCUAGAUUUUGAUAAUUUUUGAAUUGCAAAGUCAAAUUAUUUCUGCCCAUUUGCUUCCAUUUAUUUCAACAGAGUAUCAUCCAGCUGUCUGUCCAUGUAUCAACCCACUGACUGACCAUCUAUCCAUCCACCCACCCAUGCAUUCAUCCACACAUCCACCUAUCCAGUUAUCCAUUCUUUCAUCCACUCAUCCAUCUACCCAUCCACCUACCUAUCCAUCCGUCUUUUCAUCCAUCUAUCUAUUCAUCCAUCUGCCCACCCAUCCAUCCAUCUGCCCACCCAUCUAUCCACCCAUCAUCCAUCCACUCAUCCAUCUAUUCAUCCACUUAGUCAUUUUGUCGUUCUGUAAAUGAUUAUAGCAUGUAGUGGUACUUUGAUAAAUACUUAUUAAAUUAACUAUAGAAUGGUCUACGUGUCCUCCAUCCCAAGCUUGGGUACUAGACGCAUGUGUGUGAUGUACUUCCUUACCGUGAGCUUGUGGAUCUGCAUCUGGACUUUUCUCCCUGAUGUCCGGGCCUUCCUUGCAUCGUAAUCUCUCAAUUCCAUGAUUUCUCCUGUCUGAGCUGGUUAAUAAACUGGCUCCCAUGGAAGAGGUCUGGCUUCAUGGAGCUGCCCCUUAUACAUCAAAGCUACAUCAGCUUUUAGGGUGAUGCCCCUGGGAGCUGGGAUGCCCUCGGGCCCUCUUGUUUCCCUGGGCUCAGUGCUCUUUUUCCCCAAGUCCCUGUGUUCCUGCCUGACCUCUCCUAUUUGUGUUCAGGUUCAUAGGGCUGACCAGGCCCUGGCUGGGGAAGUUUUCCCGGUGUAGACCUCAGAAAAUAGAGGAAGAUGGUCCUAAUAGGAAGCAAUUGACUCGGGGAUGCGUGAGAGCUCUGGAUGGUGCCUGGCACAGCCGGUCAGCAUGCCCACAUCCUGCCCUGCAAGUUAGCUAUCCACAGUUUUUUUGGUGUGUGUGGUCUUCCCAGAACAUGAAAGUUCUUUAGGUAAACUGCUUCAUCCAUCAUGUCACUAAAGCCUGGAGUUUUCUCACUUUUUAUGACGAUUCAACGCUCCCUGAUCUAAUGUUAGCUCUGACCAGGCUGGGCCUGUGCCCACAGCAGCUGAGCCCUCCCCAUUGUGAUAUUUGGCCCCAUGGUGAUGGUCAGAUUCCUUUCCCAGAGGGACAGGGCAUGAAGCUCACACUGGGGAGCAGCACCUGCUGUGCCUUCCUUUGUCUCCCUUCCCAGGGCUCCUUCCCCAGUGCCCACAGGAAGGCCUCAGGCCUGCCCCACCGAGGGCCCCCAUCAUCCUGGGUGUCCCCAGAGCCCCACUUCAGGUGGGAGGCUGGAAUCACCACCCCAUUUUGACACAGAACAAAUCAUUGUUAUGAUCCUUAAAGAUGUUUUUGGUUCUCUAACCCUGGUAUCAGAUUCACUUGCUCUCGCCUCUCUGCAGAAACAUUAGCUUUGCCGCCUCAAAGCUGCAGUUGGCUCUAAUUACUAUGGAGCUGCAUCCCUCUCCCUGUCUCUAGUGGAAAAAGGGAGGCCAUCUGCUCAUUCCUGGGGUUGUGCUGGACGGAUGAGCCCCGGAGGAGUGGGCUGGGACCAGCCAGGGGGCGGAGCUUCUCUGCUGUAGGCUCCUACCUGCGGGGCUGAGCCCCGCCAACCUCCCUUAGGACUUUAAAGUAAGGCCAGCUUGUGCCUGGCAGAACCCAGAGAGACUCAUGAAAAUCCCGAGGCUGUGUGGCUGUCACUUGCUGGCAAGGCUUUCCCCAGCCUUCCCGGAAGGGCAGACAAAGCCUGGCCUGGGUAUAACUAGUGUUUGCUCUGCCCUGGGGACAAGGGAUCUUGGUCAGUGCAUCUGCCCAUCCCGAGCCUCAGUUUCUUCAUCUGCAAAAUAGUGACCAUAAUUCCACCACCGCACAGCCUGGAGAAGAGGAAGCCAUGAGAUUAUGCCAGCAAAGUGCCUUACGGUCAAUAUGGAUUUGUUACUGCAACAAUUACCGUGGUCUCUAGUGAGGUAGUGAUGGCACUCGCUAGCUUGCAGGCUUUUUAUGAGGAUAAAAUAAAAUGCCACAAGGUAGCUGUCAUAUAUUCAUUCUGCAGGUAUUUUUGGAGCACUUGUAUGCCGGGUCCUGAAGCAGGCACUGGGGCUACAGCAAUACAUGCAACGCAUGCCGAAGGACACGCGCACCCUAUAGAGAUGAUAGCAGGCUGUUCUCCACUUAGUGAGUGUCUUGUGGCAGUGGGCUGCAUUGCCUGGACAGGCUGGAAUGUCCCCUAAUUUACAGCUGGGGAAACUGAGGCCUGAGCUGGGCCCUUCUCCAGCAUCUGAUGCUGCCUCAAGAGCUGCACUUCUCUUGGACCUCCUGAGACAGCCUCUUAAUUCAUACCACCAUCCUGGGCACAGCUGCGGUUCUUGCAGAAAUAAAGUGCACAGGCUUUGGGGGUGGUGACAGCCGUGUCACAGGGCUGUCAGGCCCUUUGGAGAAGACGGGAGCUGCUGUCUUCCCCACAGGCAGGACGCUGACUUGGACCUCCGAGCCUUGGGAGUCACAGAUGCAAGCCAGCCCUUCUGUUCCAGGAGCACAUGGGUGAAGCGGGGGUGUGUCCAGAGAGGGCAGCCUCAGGCCCGAGACCCCAGUGCUCUGGUGGCCUCUGAAACUCUGCUGUGAGCCAGGCUGGGCCCUCCUGGGUGGACUCCAGGAGCUGAACAGGAGCUGGGGGCACCAGGAGCUGUGCUCGCCCCUACCUCCCGCCCUUUCUUUAAGGGAGGCGCAGCCUGUGCUGCACUGGGCUAGGUUCCCAGGUAGAAGACACUAGCCCUGAGUGGAAACCCUGCCUGGGAACUUGAUUUUUCCAUAAUAUUUGAGGAAAUGGGUGGAGACAGGAAAAGAAAUGUUCACAGUAGUCCAGGAUAGGGUGAGGAGGGAAGCUGGUCCUCUCACAGGAGGUCAGGGGAUGGCCAGCCCUCGGCAGGGCCUCCAUCAGAUGAACCCACUGGCUGCUCUGUCCACUGAAGGGCUGGAGGUUGGAGUCCUUCACUGGGGUGGCGGGGAUGUUGGCUGAGGCUGUGAAUCCGUGUGAGUACAGCCUAGGUACCCAACCCAGGCCUUGUCCAGGGAGAGGGGCUGUGGCGCCUGCUGCCCCCUAAAGCUCCCCGUCCUCCCUCAGCCUGCUCCGCUGGUCUCCGAAGGUGCUGGACGGCAGCCCCUGGACUGGGUGUGGCGCGUGCCGUGGUCUCUUCUCCCCAGUGGAUGUUCCCCGAAAGUGACGCACACACAAUUCUCAUGUGUGCCGGGGGGAUGUGUUUGUUUGGGUGAGAGGACUCAGCUCCAGUUCUAAGGAGAGAGGGAUCAGGAGGGCUUGUCUGGGGAUUCGGCUCCUGAAGGUCCUAUUCUUGGUCUCUUUGUCCCUCCCACAAGCAACAGUUUUUUUGUUUUUGUUUUUGUUUUGAGAUGGAGUCUUGCUGUGUCGCCCAGGCUGGAGUGCUGUGGUGCAAUCUUGGCUCACUGCAACCUCCGCCUCUGGGAUUCAAGCAAUUCUCCUGCCUCAGCCUCCCCAGUAGCUGGGGUUUCAGGCGUGCACCACCAUGCCACCAUGCCUGGCUAAUUUUUAUAGUUUUAGUAGAGACAGGGUUUCACCAUGUUGGUCAGGCUGGUCUCAAACUCUUGACCUCGUGAUCCACCUGCCUCAGCCUCCCAAAGUGGCGUGAGUGAUUUUUUAAUAGAAAAGUGAAUGCUUGGGGGUUGGCUUGAAAGAUGCUUUUAUCUCUGAACCCCAGGGCAGACUCAGGUGCCCCAAGGUAAUUGUUCACCUGCCAGGCUCCCUGGGGCUCCUUGUCCAGUCCUGGAUGGAAGGGUCAGGCUCAGACCCACCUUCCCUUUUGGUCCCUGAGCAGAGCCCCUGCUGAGUAGUGGGUCUAAAGAAUGAGGAAGAGACUGGGUGUGGUGGCUCACACCUGUAAUCCCAGCACUUUGGGAGGCUGAGGCGGGUGGAUCACCCGAGGUCAGGAGUUUGAGACCAGCCUGACCAACAGGGAGAAACCCUGUCUUUACUAAAAAUACAAAAAUUAGUCGGGACUGGUGGUGUAUAACUGUAAUCGCAGCUACUCGGGAGGCUAAGGCAGGAGAAUCACUUGAACCUGGAAGUCGGAGGUUGCAGUGAGCAGAGAUCACACCACUGCACUCCAGCCUGGGCAACAGGGUGAGACCGUGUCUCAAAAAAAAAAAAAAAAAAAAAAAAACCAGAAUGAGGAAGGUACUGCUGGCAAUGCUGGCGGAUGGGAAUGGGAGGGAACCAAGCCAUGUGCCGCUUCUGGUGCAGCUGGGAAGCCAUCAGAUGGAUGGGCAUGGAGGGGGCUACAGACAAGCCAUCGAUCAUCCCUGUUUAGGGGAGUCAUCUUGCUCUUUGGGGUGCUGGAAAUCAAGGGCUUAGAACAGAUAGGGCUCUGUGUUUAUUCAGAGCCACACUUCACCAGUGGGGCAUUGGUGAUGACGUUCAUCUGAUGGCCGUUCAUGUGGCUGGAAAGGGAGACUGUCUGUAGACACUCGGCUGGUGCUCCAUAAACCUGUGCUGCCUUUCUGCGGUGAAAAGCUGGAUCCUCUGUGUUGGGGGGAGAGUGGCCUGGGGCUUGGGCUCUCCGCUGAGGUCCCGAAUGGGUCCACAUGGUUGUCGUUCAUCAGUGGUGGCAGGUGGACUAUAGAUCAGGGAGAUGGAAAACUCCUAGGGUCCAGACUGUGGCUAUGACCUUUCUGGAUCUACCUAUAGCCAUUGAAAAUUAUUUGCUUUAAAUUUGUCAUUAUGCAGAUCUGAGAGAUGUAUCCACAUAUCCGAGAUUUGUCCAAGUGGUAGCAUGAUGGCUUGUGCAGUAGUAUACAUGCAUGUAUGUGCACACACACAUGCACAUGCACACACACGUGUGCACACCACACACACACACACACACACACAGUCUUUCCAAUUAGCUGUAUAGGAAUGAUCAAAGGAGAACCUUCCAUGCCCCAUGAGAACUGCCAAAGAAAUGGAGUGAGCCGAGUGAGCUGGCGGGGUUGAGUGUGCACAGGUGUGCCUGAGUGUGCAUGUCCGGAACCAUCCUCGUGGCUGUGAGAACCUGGAGCAGGGUGGUGAAGGCUCAGGGCAGCUGGAAACAUGCUGUAAGGGGAACUGCAGUCUCAGCUGGGAGGCAGAAUUGGAUAAUAGGAGGUGGGUUGGACAGCGUCCCCUGGGGAAAGAAUUAAGGACUCCCCUCUUGUUUUCUCGGAAGUGUUUGGAAGGGAAGGCAGACAUUGAACCAAUCGGCUGCCUGGAAGGAAGCGACCUGGGAAGCCUGGGACACCAAGUCAGGCCUGGGAGACCUCCGCUCCCUCUGGGCCCCUGGCGGCUGAGUGUUGCCAAGGUGGCCGAAGUGGGGAGAGGCCAGGCAGGGGCAAGGGCAGAGGGCAUGGGGUGGUAUCCAGUGGGGCCCUGUGGCCGUCUACCCAGCCGGGCUGUUUUCUCUUCUUCCCCAUGUUGCUGGGGAACCUUCCAAUCAGGCUAAUCCUGGCCUCUUGGUCCAAAACCCAAACACGGCGGGCCCCUCCCUUCCUUCCUGUUAGACGUGCUCCUCCGGCAGGGGUGAGGGAGAGGGUGGGAAUGGGGACCCUCGACGCCCUUCCUAGAGGGGGAUUCUGAUACCUUCUCUUAGUGUGCAUGCAGGCACAAGGAUCUGCAUGGAUUUCUUUCUUUUUAUAAAAUAAGCAAUAUCAAAGAUGCUCUCAGCAAUGGAGAUGAAAAGGUACAGCGGCCCCGUCUGCCCCCUUCUUGUGCUCCUUCCCCCCAGGAUUCAUUAUUGUUUUUCUAGAACAAGAAGGAAAGAGUUUUAUUUGUAGGAGCAAGCUUUUUUUUUUUUUUUUUUUUUUUGCCCUUAAUGAUGUGGUGGGUAGUGGUGGUAGCAUGUUUUUAUUUUAUGUUAUUUUUUAUCCCUUGCUGCUUUGGGGAGGGUGGCAGUGUUUGAGUUUGGGGUGCGGGUGUUGGGGAAGGAGUUCUCUUGGAGAGGAGUGAGGAGAGCAGAUGUUACUCCCCCAUGUCUAGAAGGUGGGGGGAGGGCGGUGCUGCUCAGGAGGUGAGGAAGGACCCGAGUUAUGUAAGAGCUUCGAGGAGGCGGCUUGGCGGACUAGACAGAGCCUGAGGAUGCAGGCUUGCGCCCUGAGCCCUGGGGAAGGCAGCCGGGUUGAAAUUCUGUCUCUGAGAAGCUAACAGUCUUCUGUGGUCGCUGCUCCUCCCCAGCAGCCCCCUCCUUGCCAAGGACGGUCCAGAAGGAGCCCCACUGGGGCCUCCCCGCACAGCAAAGCAGACCUCACCUCCCACUACCAGCGUGAAGUCAGAACAGCCAGAGGAAAUUCUGCCACCAUUUUCCCGGAGCUGGUCUGCAGCCCCUCCAGCUGGGAACCUGCUCCUGAAUCAUCCCUCUGCAAACAGAGAGCCCAGAGUGCCUCGGGGAAAAUUGGCUGAAUAAAAGGUAU